AUGUUUUGGGGCCAGGGGGUGUUUUGGGGCUGGCCGGAGGGCAUCAGCCCGGCUCUCCUGCAGUACCUGCAGAUGAAGUGGCCGCUGCUGGACGUUCCCGCCGGCGCCACGCUGAAGGACAGCCGCUCACCCUCGCCCGCGCACUUGGGAACGCCGGGAGCCGUGGGCCAGAUCCCGCACCCGCUGGGCUGGCUCGUGCCGCAGCAAGGACAGCCCGUGUACUCCAUCCCUCCCGGCGGCUUUCGGCACCCCUACCCUGCCCUUGCCAUGAACGCCUCCAUGUCCAGUUUGAUGUCCAGCCGUUUCUCCCCGCACAUGGUCCCACCACCCACCCACGGGCUGCACCCCUCGGGCAUCCCACACCCGACCAUCGUCUCGCCCAUUGUGAAGCAGGAACCCACCCAGCCCAGCGUCAGCCCCGGAGGCAACUCGAAAUCCCCUGUCACUGUGAAGAAGGAGGAGGAGAAGAAACCCCAUAUCAAGAAGCCGCUCAACGCCUUCAUGUUGUACAUGAAGGAGAUGAGGGCCAAGGUGGUGGCGGAGUGCACGCUGAAGGAGAGCGCUGCCAUCAACCAGAUCCUGGGCAGACGGGCUGCCCUGGCCGUGCUGCAAACGCAGCCCCUUUCCCUGGUCACCAAACCUGCUGACUAA
Messenger RNA from Pygoscelis adeliae (Adelie penguin), 651 nucleotides. RefSeq names its product transcription factor 7-like 1 (T-cell specific, HMG-box) (gene TCF7L1). Gene Ontology annotation, molecular function: DNA-binding transcription factor activity, RNA polymerase II-specific; RNA polymerase II cis-regulatory region sequence-specific DNA binding. The record is from RefSeq and is a predicted model, not a curated record. Gene Ontology annotation, biological process: regulation of transcription by RNA polymerase II; canonical Wnt signaling pathway. The transcript has 6 exons. NCBI's taxonomy places the organism in Eukaryota, Metazoa, Chordata, Aves, Sphenisciformes, Spheniscidae. Gene Ontology annotation, cellular component: beta-catenin-TCF complex. Bases 1 to 651 code for a protein of 216 amino acids.